This is a messenger RNA of Telopea speciosissima, 2488 nucleotides long. RefSeq names its product urea-proton symporter DUR3-like. Gene Ontology annotation, cellular component: plasma membrane. Bases 24 to 2156 code for a protein of 710 amino acids. Gene Ontology annotation, molecular function: urea transmembrane transporter activity. Gene Ontology annotation, biological process: urea transmembrane transport. The transcript has 9 exons. The record is from RefSeq and is a predicted model, not a curated record. NCBI's taxonomy places the organism in Eukaryota, Viridiplantae, Streptophyta, Magnoliopsida, Proteales, Proteaceae.
UUUGAAAAGAAGAAGCCGUUCUUAUGGCUUCUUCUUCUGUGCAGUGCCCACCGCUGGGAUUCUCGGCGAAGUACUAUCAUGUCGGCAUCGAUGGAAGCUGUGUGCGACAGAGCAGCUUCUUUGAGGGCAAAGCAGCUCUUAGUCAAGGAGUUGGGUACUCAGUUAUUCUUGGUUUUGGGGCUUUCUUUGCUGUCUUCACCUCUUUGCUGGUAUGGCUCGAGAAGCGAUAUGUGGGGGCACGACACACAUCUGAAUGGUUCAAUACUGCAGGCAGAAGUGUUAAAACAGGACUCAUUGCUAGUGUCAUUGUAUCUCAGUGGACAUGGGCUGCUACAAUCUUGCAAAGCUCCAAUGUCGCCUGGGAGUAUGGUAUUAGUGGUCCUUUUUGGUAUGCAAGUGGUGCCACCAUCCAGGUACUCCUGUUUGGAGUUAUGGCUAUAGAGAUCAAACGGAAGGCUCCUCAUGCUCAUACUGUCUGUGAAAUUGUAAGAGCUCGAUGGGGGAAUGCUGCUCAUAUUGUCUUCCUUGGCUUUUGCUUCAUGACAAAUAUUAUUGUAACAGCCAUGCUUCUUCUUGGUGGUUCUGCGGUCGUCAAUGCGAUUACUGGAGUCAACAUCUAUGCUGCAAGCUUUCUAAUUCCUCUUGGUGUGAUAGUCUAUACAUUAGCUGGGGGACUAAAAGCUACUUUCUUGGCCAGCUACAUACAUUCUGUGAUAGUGCAUGUGAUUUUGGUCAUCUUUGUGUAUCUGGUUUACACGGCAAGUAGCAAGCUUGGUAGUCCGAAAGUCGUCUAUAAUCAUCUCUUGGAAGUUGCAAGUAAAUCAAGAAUCUGUCAAGAACCAGUAUCUCAUACUGGACAGGCAUGUGGACCUGUUGGUGGGAAUUACAAGGGAUCCUACCUAACAAUGUUGAGUUCUGGUGGCCUUGUUUUUGGAAUUAUCAACAUCAUUGGCAACUUUGGCACUGUCUUUGUGGACAAUGGGUAUUGGAUGAGUGCCAUUGCUGCACGACCUUCGUCAACUCACAAGGGCUACCUGUUGGGAGGGCUUGUUUGGUUUGCUGUGCCUUUCUCGUUGGCAACAUCACUGGGUUUAGGAGCAUUAGCUCUUGAUCUACCACUAACAGCAAGUGAGGCUGGUCAUGGACUAGUUCCUCCUGCUACAGCUAUAGCUUUGAUGGGAAAAGCAGGAUCUGUUCUACUUCUUACUAUGCUUUUUAUGGCUGUGACAUCUGCUGGUUCUGCUGAGCUAAUCGCUGUUUCUUCCUUGUGUACAUAUGACAUAUACCGUACCUAUAUCAAUCCAAAUGCAACUGGAAAGCAAAUUCUAAAAAUUUCACGGUUUGUCAUUCUGGUUUUUGGGUGUUUCAUGGGAGUGCUAGCAGUGAUUUUGAAUAAGGUUGGAGUAUCAUUGGGCUGGAUGUACCUAGCCAUGGGAGUUCUUAUCGGUUCAGCUGUUCCUCCUAUAGCUUUCAUGCUUCUAUGGAAGAAAGCAAAUGCAUCAGGUGCCAUUGUUGGAACAAUAACUGGCUGCAUUCUUGGAAUUAUAACGUGGUUAUCAGUGACGAAAGUAGAGUAUGGCCGAGUAAAUCUUGACACAACUGGCAGGAAUGCACCGAUGCUUGCUGGAAACCUUGUCUCUAUACUGACUGGUGGGGCUAUCCAUGCUGUAUAUAGUUUAUUGUGGCCUCAGAAUUAUGAUUGGGAAAGUACCAAGCAGAUAACCAUGGUAGAAAGGGAUAAGACCGAUUUGCCAGAUGAAGAAUUUAAGGAAGAAAAGCUUAAGAAUGCAAAAGCAUGGAUAGUGAAAUGGGGUAUCGGUUUUACUGUUGUGAUUGUCAUAAUGUGGCCUGUUCUGUCGCUUCCAGCCAGAGCAUUCGGUCUUGGAUACUUCACAUUCUGGGCUGUCAUUGCAAUUGCUUGGGGUACCAUAGGAUCUAUUGUGAUUAUUGCUUUGCCCUUGUUUGAAAGCAGGGAAACAAUCAAAAAUGUCUUGAUUGGCAUCUUUACAAGUGCCAUUCUCAAUGAAAAGAUUGAGGAAACGAAUGCCAAAAUACGUGCAGUACCAGAGACUGAACAAAUACACUUAGAGAAAGACAAGGCAAAGAAACAAGAAAAAUUAGAGCAACAAACUCAUUCUGUUUCAGUGGAGCCAUGAUAGGCUUCUCAUAGAAGCUAUUCUCAUUGAUGCUUUGGAAGCAUAGAUCUCUUUUCAGAUUUUGGAAAAUGGAAAAUCUUCAAAUGGUUUGGUUGCUUGUCUUGCACCUUUUCCUUGUAAGUUAGGAUAUGUGCUUAGGGGUCUAACCUUAAUGAUCAGAGAUAAACUUGUCUUCUGGUCUUAUGGCCUGAGCCUUUGCUGUUCAAUUGUAACAGAAAAUCUGAUUUGUGAAAAUCCCUUAGCCUUUCUGUAUAUGUAUACCUUGUAGUCAAAAUCUAAUAAUUAUCUGAAUCAUUUGUUGAAAGAUGGUCUAACUCACUAGGCCUUCUCUC